AUGCGGACUUCCUGUCACGUGAAUCUUGCACGAAAUGAUAAAAACGGAAGUAAAACAGCUGGCAGCUUAUUUACAUUUCUUCCUUUCUUUCUUUCUUGCUUUCACCUUUUUCUUUCUUUCUUUCUUUCUUUCUUUCUUUCUUUCUUUCUUCACUUUUUCUUGUCUUCUUUUUCUGCUGACAUUCAUAUUCUGUUUCUUUCUUUAUAUCCUCUCGAAUAUAUUUCUCUAAUCAUACAUUUAUCUCCCGAUUCAAAACUAUUUUCCUUCUUUCCUGCCCUUCCUCCGUUCCAAUGCUUUUCACUUUCCAUCCAGUCGCAUCUUCCUUCUCUUCUCAUUAAACAGAUCAGCCAUUUUUUUUUUUGCCUUUGGGCAGCUUCUGCCAUUAAUCUCUACCGGACUGGCUGGAUUGAUGUCACCAUUUGCCGGACUCGUUCAGUUGCAUUUACAGCCACUUCAAACCAGACUGUGACUGGUGACCAUUGGCCGUAUUCUUCGUUCGCCAACACCUGUUCGAAGAGAAUAUACAAUAGAUAUCAAAAGCAGAAAGGCAAUUCUUGA
Acanthosepion pharaonis is the source of this 558-nucleotide messenger RNA. Lineage: Eukaryota; Metazoa; Mollusca; Cephalopoda; Sepiida; Sepiidae. The record is from the annotation of a GenBank genome assembly.